AUGAACAUAGCUAUCGUCAACCAUGAAUCGAAUACCGAAGCGUCAUGGGGGCCUCCUCCGCAUGCCCACGGCAGCGGCGAUGAUGGGACGCCGCCGCCGCCGCUGAAGGCACAGCUGGAAGCGGCCAUGUGCACGACCCUCCCUCUCGGCGCCGCCGACCCCGCGAGGUCCUUCCUGCCGAACGACGAGCUCCACAGGCUGGUCACCCCCGCAUCGGCGCUCCGGACGCUACGGGAAUGCGCGCCCGGCUUCACGGAGGAGAUCCGGAGCAUCUUCGCCGAGACCAUAUUUACCAAAUCGCCGCAAGUGGUCAAAUCCUUUGCGAUCCUGGUCCUAAUUGGUCGCGCCGAUGCGAUCUUCAAGUUUAUGGACCUCUCCAUCAGCGACGGCGAUCUGCCAUUGGGGCCGACUGCUGAGAGCAGCACGGUCGUCGGGUCGUUGAGCGCCCCCAAGUGCUUCGACCUCAAGCUUGCGGGGCUCAAUCAUGAUGAUGUCGUAGCGUUCGAGGAGAUGCAGUGGAGGGUCUGCGUGCCUGUUAUAGAGGAGCUGGGCGUUGAGGGUGAGCCCUCCCGCUUCCACCAGAAGACUAUUCUGCCGUUUAUCUGGGAUGGGCCCGUGGCGCCGGUCAUACAGCAAGGCGGCCAUUCUAGAGUCUACCAAGUUCGCAUUCACCCGGCGCAUCACCGUUUCGGUGCAUCAGAGGUAUCACAAGCCUUCUCCCACGAGGUCUCAAAUCUUAGGAACUUCGGCGACGCCCCCAACAUCAUCAAGCUCCUCACAGCCUUCAAACACGGCCCGACGCCAUACCUCGUCCUCCCCUGGGCCGGCCCCGACCUCCAGUCCCUCUGGACGCAGACCGACGGCCCUGCGGACGAGGAGCACGCGAUCCUUACGGCGAAGCAGAUGCUCGGCGUCGCGGAGGCUCUCAAAGCGAUCCACUACUUCCGCGUCAAGAACCGCAGCCGCGGUAAACCCACCACCAACGACGCCGCAGCCGGCAACGGCUACCAUGCAGAUCUCAAGCCGGAGAACAUCCUCGUCAUGGACGACCGGUGGACCAUCACUGAUUUCGGGCUCUCAUCCGCCGCGCCUACGGACAGGCCGCUGGGCUGCUCGCCGACGUACCGCGCACCGGAGCAUGAUGUCGGGAAGUUUGACGGGCAGAAGGCGGAUAUCUGGUCGCUUGGGUGCGUGAUGAGCGUCGCGGCGACGUGGAUGGCGCUCGGGAGGAAAGGUGUGCGAAACUUUCGCGCGAAACGGGCUCUACGUAGCGAUGCUGCGUCGCGGGAGAAUGGCAAGGUCGAUGAUGCCUUCUUCGAGGCUCGGGACAGGAAGAAGGGCAACGGGUUGAGGGUUAAGCCUGCUGUGACGCACUGGAUCGAUAAGCUUCACCAGUCUCCCACCGCCACCCCCUUCAUCCACGACCUCCUCGACCUUGUGAAGAACGACAUGCUCGAGGUGGACGGGGAGAAGCGCAUCGCUAGCGACCAGCUCGUGGACAGGCUGCGGGAGAUGCAUCGCAAGUGCUCCGAAGAGCCGGGCUACGCGAAGACCAACCCAAUGGCGCCGAAGAGAAUCGUAGUGCCCAAGAUUACUGACCAUGUAGAGGCUCCACGGUCCAUCAGCGUGAACAUGGUUCAGCUGCCCAGCCCGAGCACAUAUAAAUAUUCGACCCAUAACACGUGGCCGCUGGAAACCCACCAGCUGGCCUCGCAGAGCUUCGAUCCGGAACCGGACGGGCGGUCUUCGACAUGGACCUAUGCGGCGGCGCCUGAGCAGCCCUUUGGCAGUUCAAGUCUCGGACUCGGCAGCAACGUGGCAUUGGCGGAUCCGGUGUCCCAUACCAUCCCAAUGGCCAGCCCCAAAUUUCCACGCCGUAAAAGGCGGCGAGACGCGGAAUUGAGGUCGCCGGCUCAAAGCAAGCGCCAAAAGUCCGCGUCACCUACGUCUCCCAACGACAGAACCUCAGGAGAGCUCUUUGCUUGUCCCUACUUUAAGCAUGACCAGGAGAAGUACGGCACCAAGGAGUGGAACUCGUGCGGUGGUCCCGGAUGGGAGAUUCACAGAUUAAAGGAGCACCUGAAGCGUGUGCACAGGGUCGAAGGUCACAGGUGCAACUGCUGUCUACAUCGAUUUCCCAGCCUGAAAGGGCUGGCUGAGCAUCAGCGUUCCGAAGUCCGCUGUGUCAAACAGGAGGACACAGGAGAUGACAGCAUCGACGAGACGCAGUGGGGAAAGAUCCAGGAGAGGAACCGGGGAAUGAAAGGCGCCGCCAAGUGGGAGGAGAUCUACAAGACUAUCUUCCCCUUGGAUGCCGUCCCGUCUCCUUAUCGUGAUGAACCGACAAGUGACUUGACUCUUGCCGCCUUCCGGAACUUCCUGGAGAACAACAUGCGGCAACAGAUCAGUCAUGCGGGGCAGAUCUUUAUCUAA
Colletotrichum chrysophilum is the source of this 2433-nucleotide messenger RNA. RefSeq lists its product as uncharacterized. Gene Ontology annotation, molecular function: ATP binding; protein serine/threonine kinase activity. The coding region runs from base 1 to 2433 and encodes 810 amino acids. Gene Ontology annotation, biological process: peptidyl-serine phosphorylation; peptidyl-threonine phosphorylation. Lineage: Eukaryota; Fungi; Ascomycota; Sordariomycetes; Glomerellales; Glomerellaceae. The transcript has 6 exons. The record is from RefSeq and is a predicted model, not a curated record.